Messenger RNA from Phragmites australis (common reed), 1670 nucleotides. RefSeq names its product probable F-box protein At5g04010. The transcript has 3 exons. The coding region runs from base 178 to 1056 and encodes 292 amino acids. The record is from RefSeq and is a predicted model, not a curated record. Lineage: Eukaryota; Viridiplantae; Streptophyta; Magnoliopsida; Poales; Poaceae. Gene Ontology annotation, molecular function: protein binding. Gene Ontology annotation, biological process: gibberellic acid mediated signaling pathway; SCF-dependent proteasomal ubiquitin-dependent protein catabolic process. Gene Ontology annotation, cellular component: SCF ubiquitin ligase complex.
UCCUCCCACCGCAAGCCGUUCCUUCCCCGCGUCCCUUGCAGGCUGCAGCACUCCUACAUGCGUACGCGCGCGCCGUGGAUACAUAUAACCACACCGCACUCACCCACGCCGUGACGCGCACGGAUCAGUCUGUAAGCUGAGACGCCAAGGAAUCCAGCACUCCAGCACCAACCUGAGAUGCGCGAGGGCGAGGCAACAGCAAUGCCGGCGGCGCCGUCCCCUCCUCCAUGGGUGGCGCUCCCCCUCGUCGCGCCCUUCCUCGACGCCGCGUCCCUCGCGGCGGCCUCCUGCGUCUCCACCUCCUGGCACGCCGCCUUCGCAGCAGACUACCUCUGGGCGCGGCUCUGCCGGUCGCACUACCCCGCAGCGCUCGGCCUCCUCCGCCAGCUCCCCGACAGUGACGGCGCCGCCAGCGACCGGCAGUGCUCCUCCUCCCCGCACCGCCUCCUCUUCGCGCUGUUCCGGUCCGCGUCCUCCCGCUCCCGGGCUCUCCCCUCCCCGCGCCUCGCUCUCGCCGACGUCGCGUUCGCCGUCGACAUCUUCACGGCCGGUGGGAAGAACAUCCUGUCCUUCGCGGUCUCCGCCGACGAGGCCGGCGAUGUCAAGAACGCCGACGGACUGUUUCUGUUCGGGGUUGACCUGAGCGACCGGAACGCGGUGAUCGGGUCGGGGGACUGGCGCGUCAUGUGGACAGCGGUGCGGACGGCGCACCGCGGGAUCGCGCCUGCGGCGGUCUUGAUGAUGGACGCCAAGGUGCCGGCGGCAAGGGCGGCGGGCGCCAUCAGAUUUGGCGGCAGAGGGGACGCGGGGGUCGCGGCGAGGCUCCCCGCUCCGGGCUGCGGUGGCGCGAGGCUGGAGGCGGAGGUGGUCGUGGAAUUGACCGGGGAGGAGAAGUUGGUGGAGAAGGUUUCACAAUUGAAGAGAGGGAGUCAUCUGAGAGAAACUUUUCUAGCAAAGGCCUUAUCAAUACUUUCCGAAAACAACAUCCGAAUGUUGUGGCCUACACCUUCUGGGGUGAAAAUCAGCGCAUUACUAACAAAGCUUAAAGUUUGUUAAACUAGGAGGGAGGGAGAGGGAGCCUAGGAGGUUUUUCGUAGAAGACAAAAAGAACUACCGCUUCUUUUCCAAGCUUUUAAAGGUCUUUCUUUUCUUAUUGGAAAUGUAAAGUUACCUGUUUUCCCCUUUAGUUCUUAACAGGUUUGUGAUUGGAUUGCUUUCUUGCGUCAGGGUUUAUUGCCGACAAGGUCCAUGAUUCUUACAUUCUGCCAGACGUGUCGUUCAGCGAUCAUAGUCCAAUUGGACUUGUACUGAAGCUGUAGGCGCCGAUGCGACUCCCAACUAUGAUAACUGUAGCAUGAAGGGGCCAAGCUACGCAGAAUCAUCCUCGAUAAAAAAGGCUUGAAGAAGAUUUGCUUAUCCAGGCUGAGACUAUUCAAAUUCAGGUGGUGAUAGUUCGCGUAGCCUCCUGUGGAGGUAUCUGAUCACGUUGCGUUCUUGGACGUAAAUGGAUGUCUAUCUAGAGCGAUAUUAGUCUAUGUCGUUCUUGAGGUACCUCGUGCGUGUCUGCGGCACAAGUUUGUGUCACGAAUGUACACGGUGCUAUACGUUUCUUGACAAGGAACGAUCUGUGUUAUACUUAGCAUACCUUUAUUAUGCACACAUUAAACUUA